GGCAAGCCAAUGUUCAUUUGUGCUCAUAAUGGAUACCGUGAAUGCCACCAUAGAAAGGAUGAGAGCCCAGUGUCUAUCCCGAGGGGCCUCGGGCAUCCAGGGCCUGGCCAGGUUUUUCCGCCGCCUGGACAAGGAUGGCAGCCGGUCCCUGGAUGCAGAGGAGCUGAGGCAGAGCCUGGGUCAGCUGGGGCUGGAUGUGGGGGAGGCAGAGGCAGAGGCACUGUGCAAGCGCUGGGACCGUGAUGGCAGUGGGACGCUGGACCUGGAGGAGUUCCUGCGGGCAUUACAGCCCCCUAUGUCCAAGGCCCGAGAAGCCGUCAUUGCAGCUGCCUUUGCCAAGCUGGACCAGACAGGGGAUGGUGUGGUGACUGUGGACGACCUGCGAGGGGUGUACUCUGGCCACGCUCACCCCAAGGUGCGCAGUGGAGAGUGGACAGAGGAUGAGGCCCUCCAUCAAUUCCUUGACAAUUUUGACACAUUUGAGAAGAAUGGGCAGGUCACACUGGCCGAGUUCCAAGACUACUACAGGGGACUCAGCGCUUCAGUGGACACUGAUUCAGAGUUCGUGGCCAUGGUGAGCAAUGCCUGGCGCCUCUGAUGUUGUAGCUCUCAGCUGCCUGACAACUGCCCUUAGCCUAGUCCCCUGACACAUCUGCUACUGUUACCACUGUCCUGGGGCCCCAACUAGACACAGGGAGGGGAAUAUGUGAGAAUGGGAGGCUGAAGAACCGGCUGGACCAGGUCUUUGGCAGGGCCACCCGCAGGCCUGGCUGGAUUGAGCACUGACCCCAUCAGGGCCCCCCUUGGCCACACCCAGCUUGUCUAGCUGCCAGGUGCACGGGAGGUCGGGGUUUUAGUUAAAAGUUUUAAUGCAGUUCUCAAAUACAUUUCAUAUGACAAUCUUACAUAA
Microtus oregoni (creeping vole) is the source of this 910-nucleotide messenger RNA. RefSeq names its product calcyphosine (gene Caps). Gene Ontology annotation, molecular function: calcium ion binding. The transcript has 5 exons. The record is from RefSeq and is a predicted model, not a curated record. Gene Ontology annotation, cellular component: vesicle. Lineage: Eukaryota; Metazoa; Chordata; Mammalia; Rodentia; Cricetidae. Bases 29 to 598 code for a protein of 189 amino acids.